ACUCCAUGUUGUUAUUUACUAGAUCGAGAGAGAGCGAGAGAGAACGUGCAGGUUUUCGCGAGAGGAAAAAAAAAGGUUAUCGGGUUCAAGCUAGUUCUCUCAGCUCAUCCGAGUUCUUCGGCCAAAAUGUCGGCACAAGUUUCACGAUGUUUACAAGUAAAUUCUCACGAAACCGAUUUUUACACUAACUAACAAUCAUUCCUGAAAACAAGAUCAUGAAUUCCCUGGAUUCUGAACCACCAUAUAGUGGUUUUGGAUCAGAAGGAGGGGGCUUCUUACCGAUGGGGGACUGCAUGAUGGGGGGAGCCGACCCCCUUCUCAGUCAAGACCCUCACAGCGUUCACAACACUUAUAACAGCUUUGCAGAUGAGGAAGUAAGCAAUGAUUUUCCUGAAGAAGAAUUGAUGCCUUCUAGCAGUCUGUACAGUCUUUACCUGUUGCAUCCCAACUCGGACUCGAAGACGUCGCCCAAUCAGAACCAUGAUUUCAACCAGUGCGGAAGCAAGGAAAGUGAGCUCAGGUGCAGUACCAACGGCAGGGCCAGCGAUUCUGAGGAGAACAUCGAUGUGCUGUCUGUUGACAGUCAGAGUCAACCGACGCCAAACAGCAACGGUCUUGACCACGAUGCCCUGUUUGAAGGAAUGCCCUUCUAUGAGCUCAAGGGGAGAGAAGUCGGACCAUGUGCCUACUGCACGAUGUGGCGGGCGAUUCGAUUCCUCUCCUACUGUGGCAACUACCCCUUCUGCAGUGUGGCUUGCACCAAGAAAUUUGCUGUUUACAAAAGAGAGAAGGGAGAGCUCCUGGAGAAGACUACUGGAGACCUUGGGACAAACCAACACCUCAAUAAGGUACCAACACUUUUUGAAGAACACAAACCGCAACCGUUGUUUCCUCCGCGCUUCAACAACCACAAGCAUUCCAAGUCAUCUAGUGUCACUAACAGCAUUCCCAAUGGUCAGAUGACCAACGGUCAUAGCUCCGAGGUCUUUGAUUGGUCAGAUUAUCUCCAAGCCCACGACACGGAAGCCGCUCCAGUCAAGUGUUUCUGUCACGCACCCAUGUCACAAGAAUGGAAAGGUAACCUGACUGGAACGAUGAUAGAAGUGCACAAUCGAGAUCCUGAGGAAUCGCCCAACAGCUUCUGGGUAGCUAGGGUUAUACAGAUGGCAGGUUACAAGGUGAGGUUAAGAUUUGAAGGAUACGGCAUGGACAACAGUCACGACUUCACCCUUCAUCUACUUAUGGCUGAAUGUUACUCUGUCAAUGGUGCUGUCAAAGCAGGUCACAUCAUGAAACCACCAAAAGGUGUCCUAGCUCGAUUAGGUAACGGUUGGCAGGAGCAUCUAGCUAGAGUUGCCCAUGCUGGAAGUCCUACCAUUGUGCUCCCCCAAAACAAGGACUACCUGAAAUGUAAAUUCAAAACAGGCAUGCAUCUCGAGGCUGUUUACAAACAGCAGAUCUCCCAUACCAUUGUUGCCACAGUGACGGAGACGGUGGCGAAUCGCAUCCAUGUGCAAUAUGAUGACUGUAAAGACCUUAGCAAGGAUUUCUGGUUCCAUGAGACCUCCCCGUGGAUCCAUCCCGUCGGGUGGUCGCAACGGGUCGGUCAUCCGAUCAUCUCUACUGCUGCAUAUAAAUCUGAGGCAUUGGAUAAAGGAAGGAACCAGAAGGCUGGGGUGGAUGAUGCACCGUGGGAUUUAUUUAACAUGCCAUCGUCCAGAGAGGAGACUCAAUUCCGCAUCGGGAUGAAGCUGGAGGUGGUUGACCCGCUCCGUCUCGGCACGGUGUGUGUUGCCACAGUGAUGCAAGUCCUGAGGGAGGGCUACCUGAUGAUAGGUGUGGACGGGUGUCUGGAGGAUACCAACAGCUGGUUCUGUUGCCACAGUACCUCCCCUGCCCUUCUCCCCAUCGGAUUCUGUGAAUAUCAUAACAUUGACCUGCAGCCUCCAAGAGGUUCUGAUAGCAAUUUUGACUGGGUAGAUUACUUACGGAUGACAGAAUCUGUAUCAGCACCCAUUGAAAUAUUUCAUCAGAAAACUGUUGACCGAGGUUUCAAGGUCGGUCACAAGCUGGAAGCAGUAGACCUGAUUGAGUCCGGCUUCAUCUGCGUUGCCACAGUAACCAAGGUGGCCGGGCCGUUGCUAAGGAUUCACUUUGAUGGAUGGGAUAGAUCGUUUGAUCAGUGGAUGGACUGUGACUCGCCAGAUAUCUGCCCAGUAGGCUGGUGUGAAAUGGUCUCAUAUCCUCUUCAACCUCCAAGAAUACAUGAGUCCCAGGACUACAUCAGCAUCACACCGGUAUGCAAACCAAUCUCAAGGAGAAAGCACUAUCCUAGCGGAGAAAAACGAAGAAUGUUUCUAACCCCAGCCUUGGAGAAGAUGAGUAGACACACAAGCGAUGAGGCUCAGAAGAUGAUGCCAUCGGUCUAUUCCUUCUCUGAUGAAGAGAGUAACCACGAGAGGACGAUCAUCCCGCCUCCUCCAAAGAAACAGCUGAUCAAGAAACCACAGAACCGCACCAACCUCAAGUUAAAGAUGUCCAAGACAACUUUGAAGCACAAUGGGAAAGGCAGGCCUUACGAGGCAGCAUCUCAUCACAAUUAUGCAUUGCCGUCGUCCCGAGAAGGUAACAGCAAUGCUCCGGGUCAGCAGCCGCAGGACAACGCGCCAGAACAUGAAAAGAGCGUGCCACCAGAACAGACACUCGGUGUGAAGACAGGGAGUAUGCUGAAUGGAUUCUUAAAGUCCGAGAACAUGGAAAAGGGGGAGUUCAUUGUGGAAGUUGAGAAAGGAAUUGUGGGGAACCAUUCCAAAGCAGAUGCAUCUAUAUCCAGUCUUGAUUCGCCUCCGCUGUCGGCAGAUUCUUCGUCAGGCUCUAUUGGGGCUGGUGCGUCUCAUCAGUCGGAGCAGGCGGAAUCUAGAGGUGAUCCAGAAGGUCCUGGCAAGUUCACCAUGAGGAACUGGUCCCACGUAGAACACAAACAGUGCACAAAGAUGCUCUCUUCAAGGCCAUUCAAAGACUUUGGCAAAGAGAAAAACGACGAGUUUGGCAUUGAGACGUAUGACUUUGAAGAUGCAUCUAUGGCCCCACCUGUUCUUAUACCUAGUGUCAACAAACAUGAAAAGAAGAAAAAGAAGAAGAAAAAGAAGAAAAACAAAAAGAAGAAAGAUAAGGAGAAAAGCAAAGAUGAGGAGGAACCGGAAAAAGAGAAGCACAAGAAGGAAGGGAAGAAAAAGAAGUCAAAGUUGGAUAAAGAGCGUAAGAAGGAGAGGAGGAAAGAAAAAGAAAAGGCCAAAGCGAAGGCGAGUCAGCUAUCAACUCUGUUGAAUUUGCCUACGGAACUGCCUUCCGUCAUGCAAACCGACAUGGCAAGUAAUGAGGAAAAUGUGCUUAAUCAUAUUCUGAAUGACAAAAGCACGCCCCCUGGCGGACUGGACUUGAACAGAAUGUCAAAGGUGAAAUUUAGUAUGAACACUGGAAGCAAUCCUGAAACAAGUAAAGAUAUGUCAGUCAGUGAGGACAAUAGAACUGCAUCAGACAAAGUCUCUACAUUAGACAGGCUUUUGGCUAAGUCUGUGGAUGAAAGUGUGGCAGGACGAGUAGCUCCUUAUACUGUGUAUAGCCAAACUCUGAAUUCGGAAAAUUCAGCAUUGACAAGCUUGCCAGUUGUUUCCAGCACAAAACCUCUUGAAUCACAGGCAAAGGACAGUAGUACCAGUAGAGAAUCAAAGCCAAGUGUGGGAUUUUCAUCUUUUGCGAAUAAGGAUAUUGGAAAGCCGAAUGUGCCAAAGACAAAUUCUUUCAUCGACAAGACCAAGUCUAGAGACCUUACCCUCAAAGAGCGGCUUUCUAAAGAACUGCAAAGUCCCAGUGACGAUCCAUACAACUUUGAAGCUGAGCUGAAUGAAGAAGUGCCUGUCAGACCUGUCAAAGAGAAAAAGGCUUCAGCAUCUAACUUGCGGAAAGAUACUGUGAAAGGUAGCUCUGCGAAGAAUGGGAUGGUAUUGAAGUCUGGGCCAGACACCGCAGCACUCUUGGCUUCACAAGCCCAGGUCCAGAAAAUAAUCAAGGAUAUGAAUACGUCACUGGCAUCCCAAGAACAUUCAAAGCCAGUGACUGUAUCUAAAGAGCAGGUAGGAAAGAAAGGCCCCGCUUCUGCGCCAACAUCGCGCGGUGGGAGAACGCAGAUUUCGGAGGAAGAUGAACUGAAAUUGAAGCAGUUGCGUUCUCUCUUCCUGCAGCAGGAGAAGAUUAGCGACAUUCUGACAAAGCAGCAAGCCAAGAGGAAGAGGCGGGUUAGCAGCGAGGAGCAGUCUGGGAUAGCUUUGAUGAAUGCUCAGGGUAUUGCCCAGGUAGGGUUUGUGAACUCGUUGGAUGGUAGUACCACUCCUAAUCUCCCAUCUCCUCAGCAACAGGAGCUGAUCAGGAUGAUGAUGCAAGGUCAAGCCCAGAGGUCGCAUAUUCCUCCAUCCAGUUUGCCUCUUGGCCCUGAUCUAGCAAGUCCUUCUCAGCUUAGCCCUUCAUCCAACCCUGGUGUAUUCACUGGAUUCAGACCAACUGGUAGAGAUCUGUGCAAUAUGGUCGCUCUGUCAAGACCACCAAAAGAAUUUUGUAUGCCAGUGAACGUCCGUUCCCCCUCCCCCACUGCCAUGAUGCAAGGCCUCACCCAUCCCCCUCGCAUGUCCCCAACAAGUAUACCUCUAUCCAGUCCAACAUCCAUGUCUCCUACGAUAAGCAGACCGCCGCCAACCUACAGGGCCCACUUAUCUCAGGCAUUGCGAAAUAUGCCAAGAUCCCCUGUAGACCCAAGAUCAGACUUCUUGCCGUUCCCUCCGCAGCACCGCAUGCCCAUAGACUCCAGCUUUCCUAUGCCUCACCCUCAUGCCAACGCCCCUCAACGUCUACCCCCACUGCAAUCGCUGCUGAUGCAGCCACGGUACCCGCCCCCACCUCACCCUAAGAAGCCCCCCUACCCAGCCCAAGCCAAUCAUUCCCUGGGUUCGCCACAGAUGUCCGGAUUGCCCCCACCGACACAUAUCCUGGCACCUCCACCUCCGUCGGUUCCACCGCCGCCGUACAACCUUCACCAGGCCAUGGUCAACCAGCAGUCGCCACUGCCGAGCCCUCUGGGUCUCCAGGCUCCGUCCUCCAGUACCAGCAGCCCACAGAUGAGCCCUGCUACACCUGGUGAACCUGCCCUCACCACAGAACAGCCAACCACGCCGAACAUCAAGUCACCCGGUGAGAAGAUGCCGAAUCCUUGGACGUGGGGGAUUCCGGAGGUGGUUCAGUUCCUAGCUGAGACCGGGGAAGGCUCAUGUGCAGAAUGCUUUUGCAGACAGAAUAUCAACGGUCAAAAACUGAUGUCUCUUACCAAGGAACAACUGGUCAAACUGACCGGAAUGAAGGUGGCACCCUCGCUCAAGAUCUACGAGCAAAUUGUCAAGCUAAGGUCCAGAUUUCCCAUCGGUCCUUCCCCGCAGUCAGACUCCAUGUCCAGAUGAUAGUAAAGUACUAGAGAUCCUCGUAUUGUCAUACAUGUACUCUCAGUUUUGAUUUUAGGAAGUUUUCUGGAGUGUUUCAUGAAGUAUCUUGCUUUUGAUUCACACUCACUAAUUUGUCCUGAGCCAAUCAGAUGCAAGGAUUUCAGUAGCUUAUAACAGUUGUUAGUGAAAAUCACUGAGAGUUUGUUUCAUGAAAUGCUCUUCAAUAAGGUAUUUCAUGAAGCAUCUUGCUAUUGAUUCACGCUUGAUAAUUUGUGCUUAGCCAAUCAGAUGCAAGGAUUUCAGGAGCUAAUAACAAAAUCACUUAGAGUUUGUUUCAUGAAAUGCUCUUCAAGAAGAUAUUUCAUGAAACAGCUUGUCAGUGGUUUUCACUGACUUAAUUGUUUUGAGCCAAUCAGAUCCGAGGGUUUGGUAGCUUUUAACAGUUGGGUGGUUAAAAUCACUGACUAUCUGUUUCAUGAAAUGUUCCCUGGGCUGAUGAACUAUAAUUGGUUAUUAUCAUCACACGAUCAACAAUGGUCAUUUCUCGACAGCGCAUCUCAGAUACUUGAUUUUCUUUAUGCUCUCUACAUGUAGUUGCUUUUCAUCUGUAUGCUGAUUGGAACCUUGCAGUGAUGGCACAAUAAAGAAUGUUUAAAUCUGAAACAAAAAAACAGGUUUUAACAACAAAAACAAUUUCAGUACAGUGUGUCUCAACAUCUCCUUACCUAUGUCUAUGCUUAUUAUCACUAUGUUGAUGAGCUCUUUGCAGAUUUGGGACAAGAACACACAUUUUAAAGCUGAAAAACUCUUUAAUGAACAGCUUCUUUAUAUUCCACAACCCUGGUUGGUAGGGUGGGGCAAUUUAGCUGUAAUAGUUUGACCCUGCUAUAUGCCUCCUACUCCGGGGCUGCGUCUUACAAAGAGUUGCGCUUGAUCCGAUCAAUCGCAACUAUGGAAAGCCAGCAAAGUCAACAUAUAAAAUGCAUGUUUGUUCGAAAUUUGUUCUAGAUAUGAAUGUAUAACCAUAAAUUCAUUGAUUUCUUGACAAUUUGGUGUGUUCUCCUGAGGACAUUUUACAAAUUUCCUGUAGAAAAAAUUAUGACACUGAUGGAUUUCCAUAGAGUAACGAUUGAUUGGAUCAAUCGUAACUCUUUGUAAGAUGGGGCUCAGCUCAAUAUUGGUGCUGAAAAUGAGUAUGAUGAUGGGGCAGCUUGACAAUCCACAGGCAUAGCCAGCGUAACCUCUGAUGUAGCUGUGGAGUCUGGUGCAUGUUUGUUUAUUCAAACUACACAUUGUCUGACUAAGGGAGUGUCGCAAGAAAAUAUUGGCAAUCGCGAAUUUCUUAUGCAAACUUGCAAUUGAUAUACCCGUUGUUAAUAAGAUUGAUUUUUACUUCUUAUUGCAAGAAGCAGACCAUCAAUCAAAUGCAAAUUUGCUAUUACAUGUAAGUCCCAGAGUUAUGAUUGAUUCUUUUGACCCCCAAAUUCACCCGCAAUUGAUUGCAAGUUUAUUGCAAGGCCUCAUAAUCAAUCUCUCUUCUUCUUGCAUACGUCUACACUCUAUAAAAUCAUUGUUUAAAAACAAAAACUGGACAUAAAGGCCAGGCUAUUUUGCUGACCACCUCUCCUCGUCUUAAUGGAAACUGUCGGAUACACUUUUCCAAUCAUAAAAAUGAAAUUAGUUGAUUUCACUUUAAAGGAAAAUAAUGAUGAAUCUAAGAAUUUUUGCUUGAAACAGAAUUAGCAUUGGAUUUGUACAUGAAAUUACAAUUUCGAGCGAUUUUGGGUCUGGUAUGAUCUUGAAAAAUGCUACGUAUCUCUGGAAACGUACCUGGGCUGGGGUAUUGCAAAUUUGGUUUCAAAUGUUGCUGAGACUUGAAAAAAAAAUCAUGAAAUCUUAUUGCAAUUUUAACUUAUUGGGCGAAACAUAAAGGGGGAGGGAGGGGGCUCUCAGUCUAGUCCCCCCAACCUCCUUGGCCUACUUCGGAUUAACUUACACUCUGGCAUGAACAAAUCUUGUGCACAGAGCUAGACCGUUUCUUAUCAAGGUUUCAUAGGUGAUGCUUAUACCCCGUGGAUCAAAUAAACAUGUAUUUGUCUCAUGAGAUGAUAUAUAUGUCAAAUGCGAUGCCUUCAAGAUAUGAACUAAAGAGCUUACUUGGACAAAGAAUAUUUUGUUUGAUCAUAUUGUUAUUCAGAUUUAGAGAGUGAUUUGUAACCGUACUCAUGAAUUUGCCAGUUACUCUCUUGGACAAGUUUGUUUUCUUGCAAUUUAAAGAUGUUGAAAGCUAGAUCAGUUUGAUAGUUUAUUUAAAAAAAAAUGAUUAUGUGUUUUAACAUAUCAAAAACAUUUCAAUGCUGCGACUUUGAAGGUCUUCACAAGUUGCCAAAGUUGGUGUAUAUAUUCUCAUUUGCAAAGUUCUAGAGUGGAGUAGUUUGUGUCCUGGUGCAUACUUGUAUUCCAGCUGGUUAUAUUUGCAGUGUGGUUUUUAUGCCCCUGCCCGCUGUAGGGACAUUCUUGGUCACAUGUGUGACUGAAAUUAUGACAAACCUCGACUUUACUUAGUUAUAAAUCUAAAAAUAUUGAGAGAUUUAUAACUAAUUAUGAUGAUUUUGAAAGUCUAAUUUAAUUUUGAAAUUCACAGGAAUUUCAAAAUGAAAGUAAACUUUCAAAAUCAUGCUUCUCUGUGAAGUCUCACACGUGACCCACCUCUUUUGCCCUCUGACCUUGAACCUGCAUAUUGGAGAUAGCAAAUAAAUUUCCAAAUGAUAGCUCAUUAAACAUGUUUAAUAAUGUUAUAUAACCUUUAAAUAACUAAAUCUCAAAAUUCUUAGAUUUAUAACUAAUUAAAGUCGAGAUUUGUUAUAAUUUCCGUCACACAUGUAUGUGGUUGAUGGCUGCAUUUGUUUUUGGGUCGUCUGCCCGUCCGUGCAUCACGCUUUGUUCUCUUGAUAACAAAAGAUAUGUUCAUCGGAUCAGCUUCAAACUUGGUCCAACAGUGCCUAUGGGAGUGACAAUGAUCUAGUGAAAUAUUGGGGUCACGAGGUCAAAAGUCACAGAGGUCGUCAUAUAAUAUCUCGUUCUCACAAAAUCUGAAGUAUCGUUUGAGAAAUCAACUUUGGAAUAUGCUCAUCUUUGUUCAGAGAGAAAAUUUGAUUUGGGGUCAAAAGUCAGUGGUCACGAAGGUCAUUUUGAAAUAUUAGAGAUUGAGUGUGUAACAUAUUCCUGAUACGAUAAUGCUGGAGGCAUACGUCUCUACAUGUAUAUCUGCAUUCGAGAAUCCAUCUAGCAUAAACUGGUGGACACUUUCGACCUUGGGUUGGUCAGCGGUUCUAAAUAUACUUGAUUAUCAGUCGGAUUGCAGUGGCUCUUUUAUACAAUGUUAUACUUAAUAGUAUGUAGAUCAUUUUAUAUCCUACAUAAAUGAAAUCUUCUAUAGUGAUUGGUUCAAACAGCAUCAUGUGACCAAACAUAUUCUAGCUAUGCCAUUGGAACAAUAUGCCCACUUAAGAAAAUUUGCUAUUCCGUGACAUCAAUGAUUGAAUAGUGCACUAUUCCAUCAUGAUGUCACAGAUCAUGCAAUCUCUCGGAUGCACCGGUCGGCGACCUUUCUCUUCCAAUCAAGUUCUGUGAAAUGACAGCGCAGACACUAAUCCGCGUGGCUUCAGUAAAAAUUAGGUCAGUCGGCGCAGCACGUUAUCUAUAUUUUGAUCAGAUUAAAAAAAGGACGAAUACAAGAACUAGAUUACCAACAUAUAUUGUUCUAACUUAUUAUAAGUAGGAUAUAAAACAAAUAUACCAGGCCUUUAUUUCAAAAGUAUCGAGGGAAGUAUUCAUCCUCGGUUGUAAUGGCAAAAUUACUUUUUUUUUUCCUCAGGGGCUUUGCCCCUCGGGGAAAAAUAGAAUGGCAGUCCAACCUCAGACAAACAAUUCCCACUGUCCUUAAUCAAAGCCUGGUAUAUUUGUAUAAUGUACACGUCUUAAGUCAGAAUAUG
Lytechinus pictus (painted urchin) is the source of this 9481-nucleotide messenger RNA. RefSeq lists its product as uncharacterized. Bases 216 to 5504 code for a protein of 1762 amino acids. Gene Ontology annotation, biological process: negative regulation of DNA-templated transcription; heterochromatin formation. The transcript is spliced from 17 exons. Gene Ontology annotation, molecular function: chromatin binding. The record is from RefSeq and is a predicted model, not a curated record. Lineage: Eukaryota; Metazoa; Echinodermata; Echinoidea; Temnopleuroida; Toxopneustidae. Gene Ontology annotation, cellular component: nucleus.